This is a messenger RNA of Kogia breviceps (pygmy sperm whale), 2091 nucleotides long. It is a transcript of the gene ZNF671, whose product is annotated as zinc finger protein 671. Gene Ontology annotation, biological process: negative regulation of transcription by RNA polymerase II. The record is from RefSeq and is a predicted model, not a curated record. NCBI's taxonomy places the organism in Eukaryota, Metazoa, Chordata, Mammalia, Artiodactyla, Physeteridae. Gene Ontology annotation, molecular function: DNA-binding transcription repressor activity, RNA polymerase II-specific; RNA polymerase II cis-regulatory region sequence-specific DNA binding.
UUUUGAAUGCUUGGUCUAGGACCGAGGGUGGAGGAAUCGGGAAGACGCGUGAGGAGGAGUUGUCCCCGCCGCUUGGAGGCGAGAAGAGGUUCGGCGGUGGCGACGCCUGCGGUGACCCCGCCGCCGGGGCGGGGCUUGGGACCGCGGUAUCCGUGUACUCAACCCGGAUGCCUGCCUCUCCCGGCGCACUCCGCCCGCAGACCCCGAUGGCGGCGGCCGGCCUGAGGGACCCCCCUCAGGGCUGUGCCAUCUCUGAGGACGUGUUUGUGUACUUCUCCCGGGAAGAAUGGGUGCUCCUUGAUGAGGAUCAGAGACUCCUGUACCGGGAUGUGAUGCUGGAGAACUUUGCACUUUUAGCCUCCCUGGGAAUUGCAUCCUCCAGAUCACAUUUAGUCAUGCAGCUUGAGCAAGGGGAAGAGCCCUGGAUGCCUGCCCAGGUGGAUAUGACUCCAGCCACAGAGAAAGAGGCUCAGAAGGGACCUGGACCUGGUUGUUGGUGUGGAGUGGAGGCUGAGGCUGUUUCCUCUGAGCAGAGUGUUUAUUUAGAAAGAGUGUCACAGUUCAGGACUCCUGUGGCAGGUCUGAAGACACACCCGUGUGACAUGUCUGGCCCAAUAUUGAAAGACCUCUUACACCUGACUGAAUACCCACGGGGGAAAGCCAGGCAGGAACCACACAUAUGUGAGGCACAUGGGAAGCAGUUCUGGUUCAGUGCAGACCUUCACCAGCACCACAAGCAGCACAGUGGAAAGAAAUUCUUCAGGAGGGAUGAGGGCAGGGACACUGUGAAAAGCUGCAGAAUCUAUGUGCCAGAGAAGACCUACAUACACGGUGAGGGCAGAGUUGACUUGCCAGCCACCUCUGGCCUUCAGCACCAGGUUUCUCAUGACAGAAUGAAGCCCCGUAAGAGCACUGAGCUUGGGGGAGCCCUUAGCACUGGACAGAAGCUUCAUAAAUGUAGUGAAUGUGGGAAAGUGUUCACUCGGAAAGACACACUUGCAAGGCACCAGAGAAUCCACACUGGAGAAAGGCCUUAUGAGUGCAGCCAAUGUGGGAAAUUCUUUAGCCAAAGCUGUGACCUUUUUAAACAUCAGACAGUACACACUGGAGAAAGGCCUUAUGAGUGCAGUGAGUGUGGGAAGUUCUUUCGACAAGUCUCCGGCCUUGUUGAACACAGGCGAGUUCACACAGGUGAAAGGCUCUAUCAGUGUAGUAAAUGUGGAAAAUUCUUUAGCAGCAAGUCUAACCUCAUUCGACACCAGGAGGUUCACACAGGAGCAAAGCCUUACGUGUGCGGCGAGUGUGGGAAAGAGUUCAACCGCAGACACACACUGGUUCUGCACAGGAGGACUCACACUGGAGAAAGGCCUUAUGAGUGCAGGGAGUGCGGGAAGUCCUUCAGCCAAAGCUCCCACCUUAACGUACACUGGCGAAUUCAUAGCAGUGAUUACGAAUGCAGCAGAUGUGGGAAAGCCUUUAGCUGCAUAUCCAAACUCAUUCAGCACCAGAAAGUUCACUCUGGAGAAAAGCCUUACGAGUGCAGCAGAUGUGGGAAAGCCUUCACCCAAAGGCCAAACCUUAUUCGGCACUGGAAGGUUCACACUGGAGAAAGGCCCUCUGAGUGCAGGGAGCAUGGGAAGGAGUUCAACCGCAGACACACACUUGUUCUCCACCAGAGGACUCACGCUGAAAAAAGACCGUGAGAGUACAGUAAGUGCGGGAAGCCUUUUAGCCAGCGCUCCCAACUUACUGUACAUUUGAGAGUACUUAGCAGUACUUGUGAGUGCAGCAGACGUGGGAAAGCCUUCACCCAAAGGCCGAACCUUAUUUGGCACAGGAACUCCAUGCUGGACAAAGGCUUUAGAAUACAGAGAAUGUGCUAUUUCCUUGUUCAACGUAAUAACUGUCCCCAGAGUGAAGCCCUGAACGUGGGUUUUGUGAGAGAGCCGUCAGUCAGAAGUGAAACUUCAUACAUAACGAACAUCCACGACAGGAAGAUUCCUGAUGAGUGCCCACACACAUGAGAUGCUUUCAGGAGCUGUGGCGCACAUUAUAAACUGUGCCUUUCUCGGUGGUAGAAGGCAUCCUGCU